UCCUUCUCGCGCGGUCUCUUCUUCCUCUUUUUUUAUUCUCUUCUUCCGUUUUCUCCUCCGCUCUGCUCUACUCUCUCAUACGACCUCGGUGACGAAAGGGCCUUGACAAUAAAGUAAUCAUCCGUUGGAGCUCAAGGAUUCCUCGCCUGCGCGAGGAUAUCAUUUCGUCAAGUCGCCGCAUCGGCAACAUCGUGAUAUUAAGAAGAUAUUAGCGGAAGAAUGCGUCGUCAACUUUCGCUCGUCCUCGGGAUCGUUCUACUGGGCUGUCUUCAAGAUUACGCAUCCGGUGCGUGUCCCAGAGUAUGUCCGCCGAGCGGCGAACCCGUUUGCGGCAGCGACGGUGUCAUAUACGCGUCGCAGUGUGAAAUGCGGAAGAAGAUGUGCGGAAAAGGCGUUACCGUGGUCACGGACAAGACGGCUUGCCUGAGGUCAUCCGGUAGCAAGUGCGAGCACCGCUGUCCGGGCGAUCAAGAUCCCGUGUGCGGCACCGAUGGGCGUACCUACCUGAACAAGUGCAUGCUCAGGGUGGAGAUCUGCCGGGUCGGGAUCGAGCUGUCUCACCUCGGGCCGUGCAACAAUAUUUCGGCCCACAGGGAGAACUGUCCGGUCUCGUGCGACUACGCGCCGCUCGACGGACCGGUUUGCGGAAGCGACGGAAAUGUUUACAAGUCCACGUGUCAGAUGAAGCUGCUCACUUGCGGGCAAGGCGUCGUGCGUACGAAUAAGAAGCACUGCCAGACCACAAGACAUUGUCGUGAAUCGUGCUGGCGUGGUGCCAAGCCUGCCUGCGGUAGCGACGGCAUUUUGUACUCGAACACCUGCAAAAUGCGGGCGAAGAACUGCGGCAAACACGUCUUCGAAGUGCCGAUGUCAUUUUGCGUAUCUCGGGAACGGACGUCCGGAAGCAACGCGUGUCCCUUGGAUUGCAAAAACGAACCGGAAAUAUCAGUCUGCGGAUCGGAUGGGAACAUAUACAGGAACGAAUGCGAGAUGCAAAUGCUAAACUGCGGGCAUGCAAGAAGAAAGGUAACGGUAGUUGACUUCGAGAAGUGUCGGUCUCGGCUAACGAAAUGCAUGAAGCAACAGCUGAGAUGCGGAAGCGAGGUGGAUCCGGUUUGCGGUAGCGACGCGAAUACUUAUCCAAAUCAGUGCCAUUUGAACGUAGCGGUUUGUUUAAAGGGUAUCCAAUCGGCUCACGUUGGCGAGUGCACGACCUUGAAGGAGACCGAACAGUGUCCCGAAGAUUGCGCCGAAGUACCCGAGGAACCAGUUUGUGGAAGCGACGGCAACGUUUAUCGAUCCCUCUGCCAUCUGCGGCGCGAGACUUGCGGCCAGAGGGUGGUUCAAGUUCCGGCGCAACAUUGUCGCACCACCGCGCUCUGCAACCAGAUCUGCAGCGGGGAACGUCAAUUUGUUUGCGGCUCCGAUAACAAGCUCUAUCGCAACGAGUGCGAGAUGAAGAGGGACAAUUGCGGGAAACACGUGUACGUGGUACCUAUGAAGAGAUGCGUCCAGGGUUUCCUGUUUCGCGGCUGCCAAAAAAUCUGUCCGCCUUAUUACGAUCCCGUUUGCGGCACCGACGGCAUGACGUAUAGCAACGAGUGCUUCUUGGAGAUCGAGAAUUGCCGUAGCAGGAGUCUCGUCACGAAAAAGUAUCACGGAGUAUGCGGCCAACCGACGGAGGAGCCGAAGAAUUAUCUCUAUUAAAAUCGAUCGAGCUGGCACGACUCGACACGAGAGAGAGAGAGAGAGAGAAAGAGAGAAAGAGAAAGAUAGAAAAUGCGAGGAAAAAUCAUUCUACGAGAUAAUUUAACUCGUAUUUUUCAGAAUCGGGAAGCGACAAUUGCUGUACAUUCACUUGUCAUAUGUCGUCUUCAAAUAUUUAAUAAUUGUUCGGCGAACCAGCUGCAAAUUCGACGAAUUCCGAUCGAUCAAGUAUUUUGGCGUUUGAUUAAUCGAUCGUAUAAUUCGCGACUCUAGACGCCAUUCAAACACACAAGCGCGAUGCGAUAAAUAAAUAUACGUAGGCUCGGACAUUUGAUAUCCUGAAUGAUCCAAAACGCGCUAAAUUUCCAUGGCGGGAAGCGUGUUCGAAGAAAAACAAUACAUCUUGCCAGUCGCAGAGUUCGAAUUGUUGUCGUAUUGUUACUGCUAUUUCUACGAUAAUAUUCGUCGCGAUUGCCAAUUUUCCCUUCUCCGGUAUAAUAUAUCGCGCGAAAUAAUUCGCGCGGCAAAAUUAUGGUUCGCAAAUCGCUAUUGUAUGUCAAAGUUAAGGAAAAUCAUUUUUUUUUAUUUUUUUAACUGGGAGUGGAAAGGAGGUUUCGCCAAUUACGAUAUAGUCUUUUCGAUAUACUUUACAUAUACUUGACGCGCGAUGUAGAUUCAUUAUUAUUUAUUGUAGAGCAUUAAUCAUUGCGUAUGCGUUUUUUGACGCGAUUUUUCAUUUUUUUUUUUUUUUUUUUUUUU
This is a messenger RNA of Formica exsecta, 2466 nucleotides long. Its product is annotated as serine protease inhibitor dipetalogastin. Gene Ontology annotation, molecular function: protein binding. The transcript is spliced from 9 exons. Bases 220 to 1707 code for a protein of 495 amino acids. Lineage: Eukaryota; Metazoa; Arthropoda; Insecta; Hymenoptera; Formicidae. The record is from RefSeq and is a predicted model, not a curated record.